GGACUGAAGUGAAACUUGAGUUAUUCGGGUGGGUUUUAUCGUUCAACACGACAUGCAUUAUCACCGUUAAAUUUAAAGGGCUUCGUUUCAAUGAAAAGACUUUGAGAACAGUCGACAAAACAUUCCAUCAGUAGAGACGUCUUAAUGGCCGCUAUCAGACAUAUUUUACUGUUAGUUUGCCUAGCACUCACACAGGACGUUGUUUUAUGCGGGAUUGCUUCCACGUGGGAUUACUGCGAAUGUAGAUGGAACGAUUGGAUGGCUUGGUCAGAUUGUUCUCGAUCUUGUGGUGGGGGCAGACGAUACAGGACUAGAGAGGUGUGGAUUCGAACGGACAAAUGUACGCUUGACUUCAAUAACUGCGCAACUGACGAUAUGGGUUCCGAGUAUAGCGACUGUAACACAUUCUGCUACAAUGGAGGAACGUUUUCUAGUUAUUGCGCAUGCGUGACAGGAUGGUACGGAAGCUGUUGCUCUAGCGAGGUUUCAUGUGGCGAUCCUGGUUCUGUAUCUAAUGGUUUAGUGUCGGGUUCGUUGUACACCUACGGUAAAACAGUGACGUAUUCCUGUAACACCCACUAUAAUUUGACUGGAGGAUCGUUAUCAAGGACAUGUCAAUCAAACUGGUUAUGGAAUGGAACGCAACCAAGAUGUGCAUUUGUAAACUCAUGUGCAAGCAAUCCCUGUCUGAAUGGAGGAACGUGUGUGGAUGGAUUAGACAGAUACGACUGUGCAUGUACAUCCAGUUUCAAUGGUGUCCAUUGUGAAAACGACAUUCAGCCACCAGUCAUGACAGAUUGCCCGCGUGACAUCGCUGUAUUUUCUAAAGAACCAACGGUGUUUGUCAACUGGACGACGCCAUCUUUCUUUGACCCUUUGGGUACAAACAUACAAGUGACGACGAAUUAUCCUGCCGGCAGCGGGACGUUUCCUUGGGGAGAUUUCAUCGCCCAGUACGUCGCACUGAAACCGUCUAAUGGUCUUCGAACGGAAUGCACAUUCAAUAUCACAAUUAGACCCCAUCCGUGCCCAGAAUUGAAUGUUCCCGUCAAUGGAGCCCGCGUUUGUAACGGAUGGAAGACUGAUUUUGGUCAGUUCUGUCAGGUAUAUUGUGGCGGGAAUUACAGCCUCGGUUUACAGUAUGAUCACAGUCAGUGGUACGUCUGCGGAGCUAGCGGGAACUGGAUUGCUGGCGGUCCUCUCCCGAACUGCACAGAUCUGAUUCUGACGUCACAGGUUUUGGGAUCCGAUACAAGUUAUCGAUUCAACGAUUGCACAGACUCUGAUGAAAUCGAAAAGAUCCAAGAAAAUUAUAUGGAGAAACUACGGACAUCCAACUAUAAUUACUUCUGUGACACGUAUGGUGGUCUUUGUACUGAGAAAAACGUAGAAGUCACCUGUUGACUUGUUCUCAAUGGCUACAAAGAAGGACAAAGGGACAUAAAUUGAUCGGUUUUACGCUGUAAGAGGAUUGAAUUACAUAACUAUUAUUAUUAUUAUCAAUAAUAUAGUAUCUAAAUUUGUGCCAUGAAAUAACUCAUUUUACAUGAAAUAUUGAACACUGUACCGGAUAAUUAUGCCAGUGCCAAGGUGGCAUUUUUGCACCCGCUUAAGCUACAUAUAUUGAAAAAUUCAAAUCUGCCAUAUGAUAGACCAUUGCUUAAAGAGUUAACAACCACCUUUGUUAUCAUUGUAUCUCACUUAUCAGGUGAGAUAUUUACCUUCAAAAAUAAAUUCCCAUAGGAAAAUAAUUUUUCCCAUAGGAAAAACAAUAUUCCUAUAGGUAAUUUGAAAUUUCCUAGAUAGGAUUUGAUAAAAUCCGAUAGGAAAACUUAAUAUCCUAUAGGAAAACUACAGGUCUGAAUCAAAUUCCUAGAGGAAAUACCAUUCUCCUAUAGGAAAUAUAAUUCCUAUAAAUCCUUUAAAAAAUCCUAUAGGAUUGUCAAUAUUUCCUGUAGGAGAAUCAAUUCUCCUAUGGAAAUUAUCAUUUUCCGAUGGGAUAUUAAUUUUUAAAGGUAAAUAUCUCACCUGUCAGGUGAAACACACUAAAAACAAAAGUGGUUAUAUACUCUCUAGAAAAUGGUCUAUCAUUUGGUAUACAUGGAUAUUUCCGAAACUGCAUCUUAAGCGGGUGCAAAAAUGCCACCUUGGCACUGGCAUAAUUAUCCGGCACAGUGUUAUUGGGGUGUUAUUGUUUACUUGGAAGUUUAUACAGUGCUCAUGCAUUUAAUUUGCAUUUAAUUUGCAUUUAAUUUUAGAUGUUUGGGGGUAUUUUUAAAAGCAACUUUAUUUAAUAUGCAAACUUAUACUAAUAAAGUUUAAUUAGACAAUGAACAAAGAAAUACGUGUUAAUACAAAACAAUACAGUAAUAAUAAACAAAAAUAAUGCUAGAA
Molecule: messenger RNA, 2394 nt
Organism: Magallana angulata
Lineage: Eukaryota; Metazoa; Mollusca; Bivalvia; Ostreida; Ostreidae
Product: sushi, von Willebrand factor type A, EGF and pentraxin domain-containing protein 1-like
Exons: 7
Coding region: 145-1404 (419 amino acids)
Molecular function (GO): calcium ion binding
Source: RefSeq, a predicted model, not a curated record